UGCUACCUCACAGUGUCUAUCGAAAUGAGAUUUCACAAUUCAGGUCACCUGUUCCUUAAAGGGUGUAUUUAAUUUCUCAUGAUUACUCAAGAGAGUAUAUAGCAUAGAUCGUUCGGUGAGACGAGGACACGUACAAAAUAGACAGGAAAUGAAGAUGUUACACGUAUUCGUUAUUGGAAUGGUUACUUAUGUUUGCUGGCUUUUUAUUUGGCUCUUCCCAGAAGAUGAGAUUCCUGAAAUCAAAUUGAGUCAGUGCAACCUUGAAUCUUGGUAUCAGCAAUAUAAACCGCAGUCUGUGUCUCAGCUCUAUGCUUCGCGUCUCACUUCUUACGCAAAUUGGAAAUAUUUUUCUGAAAGAGCAAAAGCAUUAAAAAGUACAUCAAUCUUUCUCAGAAAACGACCAAAAGGGUCAUUCAUCCCCAAAAUGUAUUACGAUGAUCCUAUACCAUAUGAACAUAAUUUCAAAAGGCUUAUUAAUGAACCCAAUCUCUGUUCACAACAUGGCAGAAUAUUUAUUAUCUACGCUAUUAUCACUAUGUACAGCCAUUUUGAUCGGCGGGAAAUAUUAAGAAAAUCUUUUGAAAAUAUUCCAAGCGACUCUUGUGCGAGAGGAGUCGUUAUUAAACACGUUUUUCUUUUCGCCAAGACAGGUAAUUCUACAAUCGAAUCCCUCAUUCAAAAGGAGAGCGAAAUAUAUCAUGAUAUCCUCCAGGAAGAUUUCAAGGAAUCAUACAUGAAUGUCUCUAUUAAAGCAAUUAUGGCGUGGAAAUGGGUUCGGGAGUUCUGUGCCAAUGCCGAAUAUGUUGCGAUGUUGAAUGAUGAGUCGUUGGUAGAUCACGGCAGACUUGUCUCGUGGCUUGGCACGGAUUUCUCUAAAGGCGCUCGUGAAGACCACUUUGCGCUUUGUUAUCCUGUUGGUCUGGCACGAGCCCACCAUCUUGAUAUGGAGCGGUUUCGUAUGUUAGAACCCCAAAAAUUAUAUCAAGGAAAAUUCUAUCCCCGGUAUUGCCACGGCUUCGCUUAUGUUGCACACAUCAAAGUAUUCAACAAACUUUAUCUGUCAGCCUUGAAGAAUACUCAUUUUAUGCCGACUGAUGUCUGGAUUGGUAUACUAACAGAAAAGCUAAAUCUUAGAGUACUGUUUCAUCAAAAACAAUUUAAGCUCUACAAAGUUUUGGAACAUUAUCAACCUCAAAUAUAUUCAAAGUCUCCGGCCAUUGUUGCAGUAUGUGAUAUAGAGGAUGACAAAUUCAAAACAAUCGAUCUUAUGCAGCAAGUUUAUAAAGUGAUUUCACAAGAAAUACAAUAGAACUGAUAAUAAUUGGUUUAAAUAAACAUGGUCUAACGGCUCUUAUUAUUAUUGGGAUGAAAACAUGAGGUAUUCUAACUCGACCAAACUUUUGGCAUUUUAACGAAAUUUUCAUGUCUAAAUAAAUGUGAGAUUUAUUAUUAUUA
This is a messenger RNA of Octopus sinensis (East Asian common octopus), 1455 nucleotides long. RefSeq names its product beta-1,3-galactosyltransferase 1-like. The transcript is spliced from 4 exons. The record is from RefSeq and is a predicted model, not a curated record. Gene Ontology annotation, molecular function: hexosyltransferase activity. Lineage: Eukaryota; Metazoa; Mollusca; Cephalopoda; Octopoda; Octopodidae. Bases 149 to 1309 code for a protein of 386 amino acids. Gene Ontology annotation, cellular component: membrane.